AUGUCCAUGUCAAAGUUUCUUUCAAAAUCUGCUAUCCGGGCAGCAUCUACCUCGGCCCAAACAACCAAGGCCGCUGGCGAUAUCUCAUCGGUCUUUCCCAGCUUGAGACCUGACUAUAAGCCUGAACCUCUUCCUGCUCGGUUUCAGGAAUUGAAGGCUUCCAUCUUUGAGAAGAACAAAGAUGCCUUGACAAGGAGCUGGGAGCGACUGCUCCCUAGCUUGGAUCAAGAAGUACAAAAGAUCAAAGCUCUAGGUAGCGAUAUCAUUCCCUCAAUUGAGUAUUCCGAUGUGGUAUCUGGUAAGGUCUCCGAAGCGGCUUUAAAGGAGAUCCGUCAUCGUGGCAGUGUGGUUGUACGCAAUGUGAUCAACCAAGACCAAGCCCUAGAAUACAAGCAGCGGAUCCGCGACUAUGUGGCCGCCAACAAGGAGCGCGUGAAGGCUUUCCCGGCUGAUUCUCCAGCUGUAUAUGAACUCUACUGGACUCCAUCACAGGCAGAAGCCCGUGGCCACGAGAACAUGCUUACCACCCAGCGCUUCAUGCAGCAGUUGUGGCAUUCAUCAGACCCCAACAGCAAGAUCUCAACUUCACACCCACUUACCUACGGAGACCGCUUGCGUAUUCGCGAUCCCGGUGAUUCAAAGUUCACUCUUGGUCCCCACGUUGAUGGCGGUUCUCUGGAGCGCUGGGAGGAUCCCGAGUACGCCCGAGUCUACACUAAAAUCCUGGAGGGUAAAUGGGAGCAAUACGAUGCAUGGGAUGCACGACACCGCUUGACAGCCAACAUGGAUCUCUACAAUGGCGCUGGAGCCUGUUCUAUGUUGCGCUUUUUCCAGGCUUGGCUCUCUAUGUCCCACACAAAACCCGGUGAAGGCUCCCUGCACGUUUGUCCUAUGAUCAACCAUAGCACGGCGUACACCAUCCUGCGCCCCUUCUUCGAGACUGAGGGGUCAAAACCUCUCUUGGACGCCAGCUUCCCAGGUUCCGUACCUGGCGCUUGUCAAGAGUACAAUCCUGUUACACACCCGCAUCUUGACCUUGAGACGACGAUGGUCUCGGUGCCGGAAGUUGCUCCUGGUGACUUUGUCGCGUGGCACUGUGAUGCUCUGCAUUCUGUGGAUAAGGAACACCGCGGUAAACAGGACUCCAGUGUCCUGUACAUUCCUGCUACCCCGCUGUGCGACAUGAACGUCAACUACCUUAUCAAACAGCGCCAAGCUGCGGAGAGCGGUUCGCCCCCUUGGGAUUUCCCCGGUGCGGGUGGGCCAGGUGAAUCGGGAUUCAAGGGUGCUAUGGAUUGGUCUUCGCUGAGCCCGGAAGGUCAGCGUGCUAUGGGUAUGGGUAACACACCCUGGGAGAUCACCGAUGGCAUGAGCGAGGGUGAAAAAGAAGCUAUUCGGUCGGCUAACAAGGCUUGCUUCGGGGUGUAA
This is a messenger RNA of Penicillium soppii, 1428 nucleotides long. Its product is annotated as DUF1479 domain-containing protein. The transcript is spliced from 2 exons. Lineage: Eukaryota; Fungi; Ascomycota; Eurotiomycetes; Eurotiales; Aspergillaceae. The record is from RefSeq and is a predicted model, not a curated record. Bases 1 to 1428 code for a protein of 475 amino acids.